Messenger RNA from Acipenser ruthenus (sterlet), 3623 nucleotides. RefSeq names its product tyrosine kinase, non-receptor, 1 (gene tnk1). The record is from RefSeq and is a predicted model, not a curated record. Gene Ontology annotation, biological process: protein phosphorylation. Gene Ontology annotation, molecular function: protein binding; ATP binding; protein tyrosine kinase activity. NCBI's taxonomy places the organism in Eukaryota, Metazoa, Chordata, Actinopteri, Acipenseriformes, Acipenseridae.
GGAGACCAGGAAGACAAACUGAGAAAAAGGAGACAAAGUUGUUUUUUUUAAAAGCUGAGAGUUGCUGCCUGGUUCUUAUUUCUUUCUUCCUCUGAAGAACCAGACUAAUAUACAUUUAAAUAUAUAUUUUUUUGUUUGUUUCCCAUCUACUUUUGUAUCUACUUUUUAAGGAAGGACCCGUUUUCACCCCUGAAUUGCUGUUUCUUUGGGUUCCAGGGCUGGUUCUGUCAUGCUUCGUGACCAGUCCACUGAUUGGUUGCUCCAGCUCCUCUCCGAGGUGCAUCUGGAGCAGUUUUUCCCUCGAAUCCGCGACGAGCUCAACGUGACCCGGCUGGCGCACUUUGACUAUGUGGAGCCGGCGGACCUGGAGAACAUUGGGAUCGGGCGGCCAGGUCAGAAGAGACUAUGGGAGGCGAUUAAGAGACAUAAAGCAAUGCUGAAACCCAAGUCCUGGCUAUCAAAGGUGUUCAAAGGGCAGAGCGCAGAGCAGUUGGGCCAAUCACGGUGUCCCUCCUACCCCCCGGAGCCUGAGCGCCCGCUCACCUGCCUCAUUCAGGAAUCCGACCUGCAGCUCUGCGAGAAACUGGGGAACGGUUCCUUCGGAGUGGUGAAGAGAGGGGAGUGGAGGACACCCAGCGGGAGAGUGCUGGGCGUGGCUGUCAAGUACCUCCGCUCUGACGUUUCCAAGGAGAUGGAGACUCUGACAGACUUCCUGCAGGAAGUGACAACGAUGCAGACCCUGGACCAUCCCAACCUGAUCCGGCUGCAUGGAGUGGUGCUGACCCAGCCCCUCAGUGACAGAGCUGGCUCCUCUGGGCUCUCUCUAUGACUGCCUGCAGUCUCGUCACGGUGAUUUCCCGCUCCUGCGUCUCUCGCUGUUCGCGGUGCAGAUCUCCAACGGGAUGGCGUAUCUGGAGUCCCGGCGCUUCGUGCACCGUGACCUCGCCGCGCGGAACGUGCUGCUGGCCUCGCGGGAGCUGGUCAAGAUCGGCGACUUCGGCCUCAUGAGGGCGCUGGACUCCAAGACAGACCACUACGUGAUGACAGCCCAUCGACGCAUCCCCUUCGCAUGGUGUGCUCCGGAGAGUCUGAAGGCUGGCACGUUCUCUCACUCCUCGGAUGUCUGGAUGUUUGGAGUGACGCUCUGGGAGAUGUUCACCUACUGCCAGGAGCCCUGGCUGGGGAUGUCCGGGAGACAGAUCCUGUUGAAGACGGACCGGGACGGAGAGAGGCUGGAGCGUCCUAAGGACUGUCCCCAGGAGCUGUACUCCAUCAUGAGGCAGUGCUGGGCACCCCAGCCCCAGGACCGGCCCACCUUCGCAGCCCUCACCAGACUGGUGAACGAGGCUCAGCCGAUAGAGGUGCGGGCUGUCCAGGAAUACACCGAACCCGGAAAACUGCAGCUGCAAGCCAACGACCUCAUCACUGUCAUCGACAGGUCCGACGUGUCGGAAUGGCGAGGUCAGAACCAGCACACCCUGGCUGUGGGCUCCUUCCCGGCGGCCCUGGUGACUGGACUCGCCUUGCAGCUCCCCGGCCUGAUCAGCCGGCCCCUGAGGAACAGCUUGGUACACACCGGACACGGAGACAUCUUUGCAAACCGGAACUGGGGCUUCCCUGACCGGCUGGACGAGAAUUACAAAAUAGCACCAGGAACCAGAAAGGAGAUUCAGUCCAGCAAACUGCACAUGAUGUCAGGGAUGUCCAGGAGUUUGGAAUCGCUGGUCGAUAUUAACAGUAAACCUCCAGGGAAGUUAAAUCAUACGCCCCACAGGAAACCUCCCGCAGACUCCCGGGGUCCGGGAGCCCCAGAACUAGAGUUCCGCCGGCUGAGCGAUGACCCCCAACAUCGGCCCGCUCCGCUCAACUUCAUGAACCACAAGGAUUCCCUCCUGAACCCCAACGUCAGGCUGCGCGCAGGGGGGGUACACCCCAGGGAACGCAGGCCAGCUCUCAGUCAAGUCCAGGGCCUGUGGCCUGCCCCGCACCCAGGCAGUAACCUGGUGGCGAUGGCGCCCUUCGCUCGCUCCACCCCCCAGAUCCUCGACGGCAUGGAACAGAAGCAACGGCCGCCCCCGGCAACCGCUAACGACUCCCGCAAAUCAGCGAUCCUGCAGGUCCAGGAGGCAGUGCACGGAGUCACACUGGAGGAGUGUCGAGACGCCCUGAGAAUUCACAACGGGGAUCCACUGAGAGCAGCACAGUACCUGAAGACGGAAAACUUGUAUCACAUGGGUCGACGUUCCCGCGAGGAUUGUCAGCGCAUCCUGGUUCGCUUCCAGUGGAACCUGCAGGCCGCGAGUCGCUACAUGAUGAGAGACCGACAGGGGUCCUAAACACGGCCCCCAGGGGCCCCGGGAACAGGGAGACCUUCACCAAGACUACAGACCUCCUGACAGGCAGGCUGAAGAAAGAAAACAGACACAUGCACUACAGAGCUGCGGCCACAAGAGGGCGAUAAAGAACUGUUCAAAUGUCUUUACCCUAAACUGCUGUGUUGUUGCUCUGCAUCAUAAUUGUGUUUACAAUCCAGGGCUGAGAGCCAUCGUUUCCCAAUACGAUAUUUAGGGCUGUAUUUUUUUCUGCUUAAAAAAAAAUAGGUAUUUCAUGAUAUUUCACAGUUAAACAUCAUAUUUAUUAAAGCAGAAAAAUACUGCGUCGCAUUCAAAAUGGAUCAUUUUCUCUAGAGUUUACUGUACACCAAAUGUUCCUAAAUAAUAGAGGUUCUGUUUUUCACCGUCAGUGAAUUAUCAAACAAAAUAAAAACAUCAAUAAAUUACUUGAUCUUUGAUGCAGCUGGUGUCUUUUUAGUUGAAGACAUUUUAAAGAAAUCGUGCAGCUUCUAUGCAGUGUGUGUUCAAUCGUUUACUGGAAGGAAGCAAACUAAACCGGCUGCUAGGUUCAUGAAUGCAGCGACAGUCACGCUGAAUGCUGUCUGUCACGCUGAAUGCAGAGUGACAGGCAGCGCGUCAAACAGACAAACGCUCGUUGUAUUUAUUAUUCAGAGCUAAAAAAAAAUCUGUAUAUUGAUACAAUUCUAUCAGAAAUUUUCACAGGAACCGCGCAUUACAAAACAAUGGGAAAAUGACAGGAAAUCGUGAAAUCCGUGAAAAAAAUACAGCCUUAGCUCGCACAAGCUGGGAUUCAGUUUUUUUGUUUUGUUAAAUGAAAAUGUACAUAUAGAUAUAUAUUUAAAUAUUAUUUAAUUUUGAAUUAACUGAAAAGAAAAACAAUUGUUUGUACCAAUUCUGUGUUUAUAUAUAUAUAUAUAUAUAUAUAUAUAUAUAUAUAUAUAUAUAUAUAUAUAUAUAUAAUUUCGUAUAAUGUUGAAAGGUUCUUUGAAAUAAUGGGUUUUAAUUAAUCAGGUUAUAAGGACAGCUCAAAUAUGAAAUAUGGGCGGAAAAAGUGUUUUUUUGUACAUUGUUACUGUGGUAUUACCCUGGCAACGCAACGUUACGCGGCUCCAGUUCUGUAUAUAACUGCUAUGUAUAUUUUCGUGAAAAAGGGUUUUUUUUUUUUUUAAGAAAGUGUUCUUUCUAAAAAAAGAUUUUGUAAAAAUAACCUACCUACCUACCUGUUUACCUCGAAAAACUGGUCCGAUAAUAAAGACCUGGUGUUUAUGA